AUGGCCGCCACAAAUGGUUUCGGGACCCAGAAGGUCCCCCGACUAUCCAGCCUGGAUGCUUCUCGGGCCGACCUCUACGGCGGUCCCAACGUUGUCAUGCCUCCCAAGCAUCUCAUGGCCAACAGCGACGCCCACGACAUGGCGAUUGAAAUGGAUAUGGCAAAGCACCACCUCGAGGAAGAAGUUUCCUCAGAGGAGGAGUCCCCUCUUGAAAAGGACUCUCCUUUCAUACGGCCUGCCACCACCACCGCGGACGAGUUCGCCCUGGCUUUUGAUAUCGAUGGCGUUCUCAUCCGUGGCGGGCAACCGAUCCCCGAGGCUGUCGAGGCUAUGAAGUACAUUAACGGCGAGAAUCCCUAUGGUAUCAAAGUUCCAUACAUCUUCGUCACAAAUGGUGGCGGAAAGACUGAGGCAGAACGCUGCGCAGACCUCAGUCGGCAGCUCGAGCUAGAAGUCUCGCCUGGUCAGUUCAUCUGCGGCCACACCCCGAUGCGGGAAAUGGCCGAAAAGUACAACACCGUCUUGGUGGUCGGUGGCGAGGGUGAGAAAUGCCGUAUCGUCGCCGAGGGGUACGGCUUCAAGGAUGUCAUCACGCCCGGCGACAUUAUCAAGACACGGCACGAUACCACACCCUUCCGGAAGCUGACGGACGAGGAGUAUCGCAACUCGCGCGAACGCAACUUUGACGAUGUCAACAUCGAGGCCAUCUUCGUCUUCGCCGAUAGUCGCGACUGGGCCGGUGACCAGCAGAUCAUCCUGGACCUGGUGAUGUCGAAGCAGGGCCGGAUUGGCACCCGCUCCGAGACCUUUGACGAGGGCCCGCCGGUCUACUUCUCGCACAACGACAUCGUCUGGUCGACCUCGCACGAACACUCGCGUAUCGGCAUGGGUGCGCUGCGUGCCUCGCUCGAGGCCCUCUACAAGGCCGUCACGGGCAAGGAGCUGACCACCAUCGCCUUUGGCAAGCCACAGCUCGGCACCUUUGCUUUCGCCACCCGCCUCCUCCAACAGUGGCGCAAGGACACCCACGGCAUCGACCGGCCGCCUCAGACCGUCUACUUUGUUGGCGACACCCCGGAGUCCGACAUCCGCGGCACCAACGAGUUCAACGAGUCCCAUCUGAGCGAUGCCAACUGGUUCUCCAUCCUCGUCAAGACCGGCGUUUACCAGGAGGGCACUAUCCCGCGCUUCCCUCCCAAGAAGACCUGCAACCAUAUCCUCGAUGCUGUUAAGUUCGCUGUCCAGCGUGAAUUCGAUCGCCGCGAGGAUUCGAGUGCUACCCCGGCAGAGACCUUAGGCGGAUACUACAUGUACAAGCAGUACGCGCCAUGUGGGCACCUUAUGCAGUGA
This is a messenger RNA of Penicilliopsis zonata CBS 506.65, 1350 nucleotides long. RefSeq lists its product as hypothetical. The record is from RefSeq and is a predicted model, not a curated record. The coding region runs from base 1 to 1350 and encodes 449 amino acids. Gene Ontology annotation, cellular component: mitochondrion. The transcript has 3 exons. Lineage: Eukaryota; Fungi; Ascomycota; Eurotiomycetes; Eurotiales; Aspergillaceae. Gene Ontology annotation, biological process: glycerophospholipid biosynthetic process.